GUGUUGAUUGGAGAAACGUUUGUUUUCUCUUUGGCUGGUUGGUGUUUGGAGUAUUUCCCCACCCUGAGAUAUGGUCAUGUGAUCUGCCAACUUUCACCCAGGAUAUCUAUCUCCAGACUUCCCCUUAGCAACCAGCCGAGUGGCGGCACUUGGUUCCCCAGCAACAAAGAGACGUGUUUGCUUGCCGAGAAUCAACCCCAUUUCCAGUGUUGGAGAAGGGAGAUACAGAUCUGUUCUUGGUGAGGAGGCUGCUUGACUGAUAGGUGUUUAAAACUCUCUGCUGCUGACCUACCCCUGGCCUCUAUUCUUCACCAACAAUGCUGUCAUCAGGGAAGAUGAACCGGAUCUAUGACUCGGUGGAGCCAAGAGUGAUAGAUGACGACAUGCUCAAGCUGGCAGUGGGGGAGCAGGGUCCACAGGAGGAGGCCGGGCAGCUGGCCAAGCAGGAAGGCAUCCUCUUCAAAGAUGUCCUGUCUCUGCAGCUGGACUUCCAGAACAUUCUCCGCAUAGACAACCUCUGGCAGUUUGAGAGCCUGCAGAAGCUGCAGCUGGACAACAACAUCAUUGAGAGGAUCGAGGGCCUGGAGAACCUCACGCAGCUGGUCUGGCUGGAUCUGUCUUUUAACAACAUCAAGGUUAUUGAGGGGCUGGACACCCUCGUGAACCUGGAGGACCUGAGUUUGUUCAACAAUCGGAUCUCUAAGAUUGACUCUCUGGAUACACUGGUCAAGCUGCAGGUGCUGUCCCUGGGCAACAACCAGAUUGAUAACAUGAUGAAUAUCAUCUACCUGCGGCAGUUCAAGUGCCUGCGCACACUCAGCCUCUCAGGGAACCCCAUUACCCAGGCAGAGGAUUACAAAAUGUUCAUCUGUGCUCACCUUCCUGAUCUCAUGUACCUGGACUUCAGACGUAUCGAUGACCACAUGAAAGAUCUGGCGGAAAUGAAAUACCAGUACACAAUCGAUGAGCUGAAGCACCGGGAGCACCUGAGGCAGGCCCAACUACAGGAGGAACAGGCUCAGAUAAUGAAACUGGAGGAAUACAAGAUGGCAUUUGUCGAAAACCUGAAUGGUUCCUUCCUGUUUGACAGCAUGUACGCUGAGGACAUGGAGGGCAACAAACUGUCCUGUCUGCCCAUUGUGGGCGAGCUCCUCGAAGUCUAUAAGGACAAAUUUGUUAUCAUCUGCCUGAAUAUUUUUGAGUAUGGCCUAAAACAGCAUGAGAAACGGAAACUAGAGCUGGAUACCUUCACUGAAUGUGUCCAGGAGGCCAUCCAGGAAAACCAGGAGCAGGGCAAACUGAGGAUCGCCAGGUUUGAAGAGAAGCACCUACUGAAUCUAAGUGCCAUUCGAGAAGAAAGUGAACUGCUAGCCAUUGAGAAGAAGAUAGUGGAGUGCAGUGAGGACAUCACGGAGCUAUUCAACGUGCUUAUGACGCUGGAGUUGCAGCUGGUAGAACAGCUGGAGGAGACCAUAAACAUGUUUGAAAGGAACAUCACUGACAUGGUGGGAUUAUUUAUUGAAAAUGUCCAGAGCCUGAUGGCUCAGUGCCGAGAACUGGAGAACCACCACCACGAGAAACUCUUGGAGAUCUCCAUUGGCACCCUUGAGAAGAUUAUCAAGGGCGAGCUAGAUGAAGAACUGCCAGAUGACGUGCGCACGUUUUUUGCAGACAAAGACACAAUUGUUAAUGCCGUUGGGGCAUCACAUGACAUGCACCUCCUGAAGAUUGAUAAUAGGGAAGAUGAGCUGGUGACCAGGAUUAACUCUUGGUGUACACAUUUAGUAGACAAGAUUCACAAGGAUGAGGUCAUGAGGAACCGUAAGCGAGUGAAGGAGAUCAAUCAAUACAUCGACCACCUGCAGAGCGAGCUGGACAACCUGGAAUGCGGUGAUAUGGAUUAGGUGCAUGUCAGCAGAUGGUCCCUUUCCAAAUGUGGCAUUAGCCCCUACAACAUUGGGGAAGUGGACACAUUCACUGGCUGCCUCAGGACAGAAUUACUGACAGUUCCUCAACCCAUGUCUUCCUAGACACCACUCUUCUACUCACCCUGGAGAAAGUUCCAAAUGUAGAGUAAAAAAAGAAAGAAAAAAUGAGAAUCUAUAUUCAUGUAUAAACAGGAGAAAGGAUGAAGAUAAACAGCAGGUCCCUGGCCAAUCUACAGGAGUGGCUCCCAAGGGGCUGGCAGUCAGCUAGAGGUGUCUGUGGCCAAAUACCAGAUGUGGGCAGGGCUGUUCACUUAGCCAUACCUAGGGCAGGCUGCAAACAUGAGCCCAAUCCUUCCUUCCUCCAGUGCUGAGGAUGCUGAAGCAGAAGAGAUUGCAGCUGCCACUACCAUGCAGAGGCCUGCCCUCCAAGGCCACCUUUGGCUUAGAGCUUGGCUGCAGGGACCUGAGUCUGCUCCAGAAUUUAAGGAGCAGAGUGGGCAUCCCAAGUGUGAGAGUAACUCCUGAAGAGGAAGACAGGGCAUGGGAAGUGUGGAAAAGCUACCUGGUAUAGUGUUAGUGCCCAAUGAGUGGGUGAUGCCAUCUUAUUACUCAGGUGAGAGAGAGUGUGGACUUCAGAAAGGCUUUGAUAGCUGGGUGCACUGGCACAUAACUGUAAGGCCAGUACUUCAGGAAGCUGAGGAGGACUAAAUUUGAGCCCCAA
Molecule: messenger RNA, 2649 nt
Organism: Octodon degus (degu)
Lineage: Eukaryota; Metazoa; Chordata; Mammalia; Rodentia; Octodontidae
Gene: Drc3
Product: dynein regulatory complex subunit 3
Exons: 14
Coding region: 318-1904 (528 amino acids)
Molecular function (GO): protein binding
Source: RefSeq, a predicted model, not a curated record